AUGUCUGCUCCUCUCGGGCCCAGGGGCGGCCCUUUGCCUCCUGCACAGCCACAGGCUCUUCUGUCCGAGAUGCCGGACCUAAGCCACCUAACCGAUGAGGAAAGGCAAAUUAUACUGGCUGUCAUGGACAGGCAGAAGAAAGAAGAGGAAAAGGAACAGUCAGUGCUCAAGAAGUUACACCAGCAGUUUGAAAUGUACAAAGAUCAGGUGAAAAAAAUGGGUGAAGAGUCCCAACAGCAACAGGAGCAAAAGGGCGAUGCCCCAACCUGUGGGAUCUGCCACAAAACAAAAUUUGCAGAUGGCUGUGGCCAUAAUUGUUCAUAUUGCCAAACUAAAUUCUGUGCACGUUGUGGAGGACGAGUGUCUCUGCGCUCAAACAAGGUAAUGUGGGUAUGUAAUUUGUGCCGAAAACAACAAGAAAUCCUCACCAAAUCAGGAGCCUGGUUUUACAGCACUGGGCCAAAUUCAUCACAGAAUCCUGGUGUCGGGACUCAAGUUGCACUCCAAAACGAAGAAGCACCUCAGGAGAAAAAAGCUAAGCUACAAGAGCAAUCCCAAUACCAGGGACCCUCAGGGGAAUUAAUUACACCAGCCUCAGACAAGAACCGACCACAAGGAAUCGUAAGGCAAGACUCUGUUAAAAAUGGUUCAGGACUGAAACACCCAAUCGAUGUCUCAUCAGACAGAAAAAGAAGUCCAUCAAUAUCAAGAGACCAGAAUCAAAGGUACGACACAAGGGACGAUAUAGGAGAACAUUCACAGUAUGCUCCAUCAGACAGCGCAAUGCCAAGAUCGCCAUCAGAUUACGCGGACAGGCGAUCACAACGCGGGCCUCAGCUUUAUGAUGAUGUUGAACAUGAUGAUUAUCGGAGAAGCCGGCGGCGUUCUAAUGAAUAUUCUUUAGAUGAGGAGGAUGUUCAAGAUAGGGAUGAAUAUGAAAGGCAAAGGCGAGAGGAGGAAUACCAAGCAAGGUACAGAAGUGACCCUAAUUUGGCCAGAUAUCCAGUUAAACCACAGCCGUAUGAAGAGCAAAUGCGCAUUCAUGCUGAGGUGUCUAGAGCUCGACAUGAAAGGAGGCAUAGUGAUGUGUCUCUUGCUCAUACAGAGUUAGAGGAGUCACGGAUAUCCAUGUUAAGGAUGGAACGACCAUCAAGGCAAAGGUCUGCAUCAGAACGCAGAGCAGCCAUGGAGAGCCAACGCUCUUAUUCUAUAGAAAGAACUAGAGAUUUACAGGGGCCAAGUCCUAGUCGACAAAGGACCUCAAAUCAUAGCCCCCCAACACCUAGAAGGAGCCCUAUUCCAAAUGAUAGACCAGAUAUGAGGCGCACAGAUUCUUUACGUAAACAGCACCACUUGGACCCAAGUUCUGCAGUUAGGAAAACAAAAAGGGAAAAAAUGGAAACCAUGCUAAGAAACGAUUCACUUAGUUCAGACCAAUCUGAGUCUGUACGGCCGCCACCACCAAAGCCUCAUAAAACAAAAAAAGGAGGUAAAAUGCGGCAGGUUUCUUUAAGCAGUUCAGAAGAGGAAUUAGCAACUACGCCAGAAUACACGAGCUGCGAUGAUGUUGAGAUUGAAAGUGAAAGUGUUAGUGAAAAAGGGGACAGUCAAAGGGGAAAAAGAAAAACUAAUGAGCAGGCAGUUUUGUCGGAUUCUAACACCUUGUCUGAAAGACAAAAGAAAAUGGUGUGCUUUGGAGGCCACUCAUUGGAAGAGGAUUUGGAAUGGUCUGAGCCUCAAAUUAAAGACUCUGGGGUAGACACGUGUAGUAGCACUACCCUUAACGAGGAGCAUAGCCAUAGCGAGAAGCACCCUGUUACCUGGCAACCAUCCAAAGAUGGAGAGCGUUUAAUUGGCCGCAUUUUGCUAAAUAAGCGGCUGAAAGAUGGAAGUGUACCUCGUGACUCUGGAGCAAUGUUAGGAUUAAAGGUUGUAGGAGGAAAAAUGACUGAGUCAGGUCGACUAUGCGCUUUUAUUACCAAGGUGAAGAAAGGGAGUCUAGCUGACACAGUGGGUCACCUACGACCGGGUGAUGAAGUAUUAGAAUGGAAUGGCCAUGUUUUACAAGGUGCCACAUUUGAGGAAGUUUACAACAUCAUCCUUGAGUCAAAACCUGAGGCACAAGUAGAAUUAGUAGUCUCCAGACCCAUAGGAGAUAUACCCAGAAUCCCUGAUAGCACACAUGCACAACUGGAAUCCAGUUCUAGCUCCUUUGAAUCCCAGAAAAUGGAUCGCCCUUCUAUAUCUGUAACUUCGCCCAUGAGUCCGGGAAUGUUGCGAGAUGUUCCUCAGUUUCUAUCCGGACAACUUUCAAUAAAGCUGUGGUAUGACAAGGUUGAUUACCAAUUAAAUGUCACAAUAUUAGGAGCAAAAGAUCUACCGUCAAGAGAAGAUGGAAGACCGAGGAAUCCUUAUGUAAAAAUUUACUUUCUUCCAGAUCGUAGUGAUAAGAACAAACGAAGAACAAAGACCAUGAAGAAAACACUAGAGCCCAAAUGGAACCAAACAUUUGUUUAUUCUCCGGUUCAUCGGAGAGAAUUUAGAGAAAGAAUGCUGGAGAUUACACUCUGGGAUCAAGCACGGGUUCGAGAGGAAGAAAGUGAAUUUUUAGGAGAGAUUCUUAUUGAAUUAGAAACUGCACUAUUAGAUGAUCAACCACAUUGGUACAAGCUUCAGACGCAUGACGUCUCUUCAUUGCCACUACCGCACCCAUCUCCGUUUAUGCAAAGGAGGCAGUUACAUGGGGAGAGUCCAACAAGAAGGUUACAAAAUAAAGGCUCAUAUUCAUAUAAUUCAGGGUCCAAAAGAAUAAGUGACAGUGAAGUGUCCGAUUGUGAUGAUGGAGUCGGUGUUGCGUCAGAUUUCAGGCACAAUGGGCGUGAUAUUCAGAGCUCCACGUUAUCUGUUCCAGACCAAGUGAUGUCCUCCAACAACUGCUCCCGGACAGGAUCUCCCCACAUAGAUAGUAUAGGAAGAACAAGAUCCUGGUCUCCCAGUGUACCUCCUCCACAAAGUAGGGGUAUGGAACAGGUACCUAGAGGGACAAGAUCUGGCCCUGCACAUUACAAUACUAUGAGCAGAGUGGAAAGACGUCGGGUAUUAGAUAACCACUAUUCCCCAGACAGAGAAAGGAAUUGUGAAGCGGCAGAUAGACAGCCAUAUCAAAGAUCCAGGUCAACAGAACAACGGCCUGUGCUAGAGCGGACCAGCUCCCGCUCCAGAUCCACUGAGCGCCCUGACUCAAACCUCAUGAGGUCGAUGCCAUCAUUAAUGACGGGAAGAUCUGCCCCUCCUUCACCUGCCUUAUCGAGGGCACAUCCUCGAACUGGCUCUGUUCAAACAAGUCCCUCAGGCACUCCAUUAGCAGGGCGGAGAGGUCGGCAAUUACCGCAACUUCCACCGAAAGGGACUUUGGAAAGAAAAGUUACUUGGGAAGACCAGCAGAGAAAGUUGAAUGGUACAGUAACUGAUGACAAACAUUUGCCGAAAAUGCAACACCAUUCUGAGCCAGGUGCUAUGGAUGUAGAAGAAAGAACGUGUCAGAUAAGAAUGAAGACAAAUAAAUACAAGCAAGUUGGUGGAUCAGAUUCUAGGCUAGAAAAAGACUAUCAUUCAAAGUAUCGGCCAGGACGAGAUCCACAGAGGGGCUCAGACAAUGUUUCCAACAAGUCAUCAGACAGCGAUGUGAGUGAUGUGUCUGCAGUGUCAAGGACAAGCAGCGCAUCUCGCUUUAGCAGCACAAGUUACAUGUCUGUGCAGUCAGAAAGGCCGCGAGGGAACAUGAAAAUGAAAAGACAGAAGGAGAUAAGGGAGAUAGAGAAGAUGAGAGGUAAAAAUGAGGGAGGGGAGAACCACAAGGAUUUAGGUUUUCCAGAGGAAGAAGAAGAGGAGGAAAUAGUGAGGCAUGAUGGGAUUAGUAAGAAAUUGGCAAAUGAAGUGCAGCAAAUAGAGGAAAAUUGUACCAAGGAGGAAAACAAGGAAUCUGUAGAUGAAGAGAUUCUGCAGAAUGAGAAAGAUGAGGAAAGACAUGAAGAAAAGGAUGUACAGAAAGACAGUUUGCCGAGGAGAUCGUCAGAAAAUGACAUCAGUGUCUUUACCAACAAAAUGCAAAGCCGACAGAUGGGUGUCUCAGGAAAGAACAUGACAAAAAGUACCAGCAUCGGAGGAGAUAUGUACACGCUUGAGAAGAACGACGGAAGCCAAUCAGAUACAGCAGUGGGAACAGUUGGAGCCAGUGGCAAAAAACGACGUUCUAGCAUUGGCGCCAAAAUGGUUGCCAUUGUUGGCUUGUCACGAAAAAGCCGAAGUACCUCACAGCUCAGCCAAACAGAAGUAGGAGGAAAGAAACUAAAAAGCACCAUCCAGAGAAGUACGGAGACUGGACUGGCUGUAGAAAUGAGGAACUGGAUGACAAGGCAAGCAAGUCGAGAGUCUACGGAUGGAAGUAUGAACAGUUACAGCUCAGAGGGAAAUUUGAUUUUUCCUGGCGUGCGAUUGGGUUCAGACAGCCAAUUCAGUGACUUCCUGGAUGGCCUUGGUCCUGCCCAGUUAGUUGGUCGUCAGACUUUGGCAACACCUUCUAUGGGAGACAUUCAAGUUGGAAUGGUGGAUAAAAAAGGACAACUGGAGGUUGAAAUUAUAAGAGCUCGCGGUCUUGUUGUAAAACCGGGCUCAAAGACACUGCCAGCACCGUAUGUAAAGGUGUAUCUUCUAGAAAAUGGUGCCUGCAUAGCCAAAAAGAAAACAAAAGUAGCACGAAAAACGCUGGAACCUUUGUACCAGCAGCUGUUAGCUUUUGAAGAGUCACCACAAGGAAAGGUCCUGCAGAUAAUCGUUUGGGGAGAUUAUGGACGCAUGGAUCACAAAUCCUUCAUGGGUGUUGCUCAAAUACUUUUAGAUGAACUAGAGCUGUCCAACAUGGUGAUUGGAUGGUUUAAGCUUUUUCCCCCUUCCUCUCUAGUAGACCCUACAUUGGCUCCUCUGACAAGGAGAGCGUCCCAAUCAUCUCUUGAAAGUUCCACAGGACCUUCUUAUGCUCGUUCAUAGCAUUUGUGAAAAACUGUUGUCUCUGCAACCAGCGUUAAAAAAUACAAAAUCUCAUCAAAACAAAAUGACAGGUCGCAAACCCUGGUAAACACUGCAUGCUUAAUGUUGUGUCUUCUGAGCCUGUUUCUAGGGAUACCAAGCGAUCCUGCAUUCUCAGAGGAAGUUGCACACAUUGUGCACAGGGGAAGGCUCUCAGGGGAAGGAGUAGAGCUACCGGGUUGGAGACCAUUGAAGCUCAGUUUUAGUCCAAUCUGAAGCCAUGGAUUACUGACAGUAAAAAAACAAAAAAGAAAUAUUUUAAGCAACAUGGUCAUAGUCAAUGGCACAUCACGUUGCUCAUUUUUCUUUUUGUAUUCGCCCCCCAAAGUCUGGGUACGUCUUGGAUCAAGGUUUAGGUAAACCAGAAAAGGAAGGCGUGAGCGGAAGAGUAUAAGAUGGAUGGAGUACCGGAGCACAGUGUUAUUAUAAAGGACAGUUGCUACAAAAGAUUAUAAAGUCCAUUGCUCUGGAAAAUGUGUGUGGAACAUGCAUCUGAGAAGAACCCAAAUUUGAUAAUCUCUCCAGGGAAAUGUUUUUUUUUCUGUUGUUAUUCUGUACUGUAUGAAAAAAGAAAUCCAUUUUUGCAUGGACACAGAUCUAAGUGAACAGUAAAAAUAUUUUCUUUGGGCUGCAACUUGCAAAAAAAAAAAUGGAAAAAAAUGAAAAAACAAAAUAAUAAAAAUGGAAAAAAAAUCAGCCAUUUCCAACAA
Molecule: messenger RNA, 5795 nt
Organism: Bombina bombina (fire-bellied toad)
Lineage: Eukaryota; Metazoa; Chordata; Amphibia; Anura; Bombinatoridae
Gene: RIMS2
Product: regulating synaptic membrane exocytosis 2
Exons: 29
Coding region: 1-5046 (1681 amino acids)
Biological process (GO): regulation of synaptic plasticity; regulation of membrane potential; intracellular protein transport
Cellular component (GO): cytoskeleton of presynaptic active zone; presynaptic membrane
Molecular function (GO): transmembrane transporter binding; small GTPase binding
Source: RefSeq, a predicted model, not a curated record